Messenger RNA from Cornus florida, 1113 nucleotides. RefSeq names its product G-type lectin S-receptor-like serine/threonine-protein kinase SD1-1. Gene Ontology annotation, biological process: protein phosphorylation. The transcript has 6 exons. Bases 1 to 1113 code for a protein of 370 amino acids. Gene Ontology annotation, molecular function: ATP binding; protein serine/threonine kinase activity. Lineage: Eukaryota; Viridiplantae; Streptophyta; Magnoliopsida; Cornales; Cornaceae. The record is from RefSeq and is a predicted model, not a curated record.
AUGCAAGCAGAGAAUAGAAAUUACUUGGGGGCAGUGGUAAAAAGUUUCAACAGCCAAGAAACUGAAAGUACACGACUGGAGAUUCAUACAAAUUAUGAGGAAAGCCUAGAAUUACCCAAAUUCAAUAUGGUGACUAUUGCAGAAGCAACUAAUAAUUUUUCUCAUUCAAACAAGAUUGGAGAGGGUGGCUUUGGACCUGUUUAUAAGGGAAAACUAUCAGAUGGACUAGAGAUAGCAGUGAAAAGGCUAUCAGAGAGCUCCCGACAAGGUCUCAAUGAGUUCAAGAAUGAGGUCAUGUUGAUUGCCAAACUUCAACACCGAAAUCUGGUUAGGCUUUUGGGAUGUUGCAUUCAAGGAGAAGAGAGACUAUUAAUUUAUGAGUACAUGCCCAAUGGAAGCUUGGAUUCCUUGAUUUUCGGUAACUCAAGGAUCAAUUUUUUUGUAUGGAGAAGGCGCUUUGAUAUCAUUGUUGGGAUUGCUCGCGGGAUCCUUUAUCUUCAUCGAGAUUCAAGAUUAAGAAUUAUUCAUAGGGAUCUCAAAGCCAGCAAUGUGUUGCUGGACAGUGAAAUGAAUCCUAAAAUUUCAGAUUUUGGCAUGGCAAGAGCUUUUGGAGCAGAUCAACAAUUGGCAAAAACAAAAAUGGUAGUUGGAACUUAUGGUUACAUGUCUCCAGAGUACACCAUUGAUGGGAUCUUUUCAAUAAAAUCAGAUGUCUUUAGUUUUGGAGUAUUAGUGUUGGAAAUAGUGAGUGGCAAAAGGAACAGACAGUUCAAUCAUCCUAAUCAUGGUCUUAACCUUCUUGGACAUGCAUGGAAACUAUGGAGUGAAGGAAAAGCCUUUGGAGUAAUAGAUCCUGUGAUGGAGGAUUCAUUUCCAAUGUCAGAAGUAUUAAGAUGCAUACAAGUUGGUCUUUUGUGUGUGCAGCGAUGCCCCGAAGACAGGCCAACCAUGUCAUCAGUGCUCUUAAUGUUGGACAAUGAGAGUGCAAUGUUGCCCCAACCUAAGCAACCUGGUUUCUAUACAGAGAGGAGCCCUGAUGACACAGAAUUUUCACUGCCGGGAACACAAUCUACUACAAAUAAGAUGACAGUUACAGUCUUAGACGGUCGAUAA